Molecule: messenger RNA, 2224 nt
Organism: Venturia canescens
Lineage: Eukaryota; Metazoa; Arthropoda; Insecta; Hymenoptera; Ichneumonidae
Product: inositol monophosphatase 2-like
Exons: 6
Coding region: 74-949 (291 amino acids)
Biological process (GO): phosphatidylinositol phosphate biosynthetic process; inositol metabolic process; signal transduction
Molecular function (GO): inositol monophosphate 1-phosphatase activity
Source: RefSeq, a predicted model, not a curated record
UAAGAACUAAUCGCGCGGUACACACAGCUCGUCAAGUUCAGUAGCGUCGUGGAAUUGUUCCAACAACGUAAUAAUGGCUGGAUCCGAAGAAAUUCAUAAUUAUCUAGAGGUUGCCAAGAAACUUGCUCUGGAAUGCGGCGAGAUCUUCGAAUCCGCCCUCGCCCUGGGGAAGAGAGUCGACACAAAGAGCAGCGAUUAUGACCUCGUGACCGAGUACGACCGGGCAAUCGAGGCUUUGCUCAUCGAGGGACUCUCAUCCAAAUUCCCUGAACACAAAUUCAUAGCGGAAGAAUCGACCGCAGCUGCGAACGAAAUGUCAGCAUUGACGGACUCGCCAACCUGGUUGAUCGACCCGAUCGACGGUACGACAAACUUCGUUCACGGGUUCUCGCAGUGUUGCAUUUCGAUGGGAUUGACAGUGAAGAAGAGACUCGUGCUUGGCUUGAUUUACAAUCCAUCCAGCAACGAAAUGUUCACAGCGAUCAGGGGCGAAGGGGCAUUUCUCAAUGGGAAACGCAUGAACACCUCGAAAAUCACUGAAUUGAACAAAUCGCUCGUAUACAUCGAGCCGAUGGGGAUUCGACAAUCUGGCAAAAAUCGGGACAUUGCAGUCGCGAGAUUCGAAGCUUUCGUUUGCUCCACUCAAGGCAUCAGAAGUUUCGGUUCUGCUGCUUUGGGAUUGGCUUACGUUGCUCGUGGAACUCUCGACGCCUUGCAUCUCGACCACGUGGGACCAUGGGACGUCGCUGCAGGAGCUUUAUUAGUGGAAGAAGCUGGAGGAGUGGUAAUCGACCCAAAAGGAGGUCCUCACGAUUUGAUGAAUCCAAAAACGAUCGCUGCUGCGACGGAAAAGCUUGCGAGAGAUAUAUCGAAAAUGGUCGUUGACACGGAUCUUAUAACUCAACGUAAACGCUUAACGAGAGUUCCGAGCUCGACGAAGCUACUCUGAAAACUGGUCCAACCGAAGUGCAUUCGGAGUUUCAUCGAUUGAAGAUUUUUCCACUUCGCGAAGACGUGAUUCAGAACUAUGUCAUUAUCGUAGGUAGAAAAAACUCAAUUUAUGUAAAAAUGAGACAUUUUUCUUCUGCUCCAUUUCAAAAAAUGCUUCCUUCGUGAUUGAACAAGAAAGGAAACCGAGAAAAAGAUUUUCUUCGUCGUCGAUUUUACGUUACAAGAAAAAACGCUCGUCUUUUAGAAUUCUAACGAUGAAAUUGGCUCAAAAGUUUUCAGUCAUUCAACGUGCCAUGAAAAUCGUAAUUUUUCCUCAAAACGGAAGCUUCGGACGACCUAAAUUUGUCAUUCGAUCGUUCCAUUUCGAGUGAGCUCAAAUUUUCAUUGCACAGAAAACGGAGUGUUGAAAACCGAGCACAUUCGUUUCAGCGUUCAUUUUAGUAUCUGUUCGAGUUAAUCCGCCUCUAAUAAUACCUCGGUGAUUACCUCAAUCUUAAAAAAAAAGCCUUAAUUAUUAUAUAGAUAUCCAUGAAUAUUCAGCAAAACUGCGUAUAAAGCGUUCAAGAAUUUUCCAUCGUAUCGCGAUCAUUUGUGAUCCGAGAUACCUUCGACUCGUGGCUGUAUUACGAUGCAUUAAAAUGUGGAAAAAAAUCACCGUUUGAAAAGCACCAGUGAACACGAGAGUUACAAAAGAUAAAAUAAAAAUAAAAAAAAAACGAGGUUUCAUGCCGGUAUAAACGGAGCUGCCAGAUCUUCGUCGCAAAUAUUGAAUUUGUGUUCGAAUAAUAAAGUCAAAUUUACUGUCGUUCAACUUUGCAGACGAGUUUCAAUGUUUGAGUUGCAUUCAGAGAACAAUUUAUCUCACCUCCGUCACCAUUUUCUAGUUCUCAUUGAAAUAAUAUAUCUCAAUUGUUCCGUGCUGCGUACCGAGUUUAGCGAUGACUAAAUUAUACGUUACGGAUCAUUUGUUUGAGAGAAAAAACUAAUUACCGUUACCGAUAACUCAUAACCAUUCGCAACGACCAUCGAUUGCAAUAAGCGUUGUGGGUGUUCACACUCCAGUUUAUUUUCCAAGUUUUCAUAAAAUUAAUCAUUUUGCACUCGAAGUUUUGCGAAUUUUCGUCCGCAAAAAUGUGAUUCUUCGAAUUAUGCCUAUCGACCAGUUUGGUUUGAAGAAAAUCGUUGGAAAAUGUCUUUUGCUGCGAAUAAAUUAGUCCAGUUGUACCAACCGAUGGAGUUUUAUCAAAAGAAUAAUAAAAAUAUUUAAAAAUUC